Molecule: messenger RNA, 4897 nt
Organism: Schistocerca gregaria
Lineage: Eukaryota; Metazoa; Arthropoda; Insecta; Orthoptera; Acrididae
Product: COP9 signalosome complex subunit 5-like
Exons: 4
Coding region: 1-1032 (343 amino acids)
Biological process (GO): protein deneddylation
Cellular component (GO): cytoplasm; COP9 signalosome
Molecular function (GO): metallopeptidase activity; protein binding; deNEDDylase activity
Source: RefSeq, a predicted model, not a curated record
AUGGCAAGUGGAUCGUCGUCCGAAACACAGUCGGCAAUCGCUCAGAAGACAUGGGAAAUGUCGAAUAACAUAGAAACUAUUAGCUCAGUGGAUGAAAUAUACAGAUAUGAUCGUAAGCAACAACAAGACAUACUUGCUGCGAAACCAUGGGAGAAAGAUCCCCACUUUUUCAAAGACAUCAAGAUAUCUGCCCUUGCACUUUUAAAAAUGGUGAUGCAUGCAAGGUCAGGUGGAACACUUGAAGUUAUGGGACUGCUUUUGGGGAAAGUGGAUGCCAACACAAUGAUAGUGAUGGAUUCAUUUGCACUUCCAGUUGAGGGCACAGAAACAAGAGUCAAUGCUCAAGCACAGGCUUAUGAGUACAUGACAGCUUACAUAGAAGCUGCAAAACAGGUUGGACGCAUGGAAAAUGCAAUAGGCUGGUACCAUAGUCACCCAGGAUAUGGAUGUUGGUUGUCUGGAAUUGAUGUAUCUACUCAGAUGCUGAACCAAAAUUUUCAAGAACCAUUUGUUGCUAUUGUUAUUGAUCCUGUUAGAACAAUUUCAGCUGGGAAAGUAUGCCUGGGGGCAUUUAGAACAUAUCCCAAGGGGUACAAACCAGCUAAUGAAGAACCAUCAGAAUACCAGACAAUUCCUCUGAAUAAAAUAGAGGACUUUGGUGUACACUGCAAGCAGUACUAUUCAUUAGAAGUGACAUAUUUUAAAUCAACUUUGGAUAGACGUCUUCUUGAUUCACUGUGGAACAAGUAUUGGGUCAACACCCUGAGCUCUUCGAGCCUCCUUACCAAUGCUGACUAUACCACUGGGCAGAUUUUUGAUUUAUCUGACAAACUUGAACAAUCAGAAGCUGCUCUGGGUCGUGGAGGAUUUAUGUUAUCAGGUGCUGAUCCGCAUGAAAAGCGUACAGAGGACAAAUUAAUGAAAGCAACAAAGGACAGCUGCAAAACUACCAUUGAGAUAAUUCAUGGCUUGAUGGCACAGAUGAUAAAGGACCGCUUGUUCAAUCACAUAAAACCCAAAUGUGACAUUUAAAAUUACUUAAGUUUUUAUAAACUUUUCUGUGGAUAGGUUCUCAGAGGUCCUUGUGACUGGAAAUGAUUGUACCUUGUUACAUCAGAGAACUGAUUGAACUACUUUAAUUUCAUGUUUGUAUGUGAUCUCAGACUUGCACAGUUACAUGCUGAUUGUGCAUCCAAGAGAGUACAUAAUGUUACACAAUUUAAUUUUGCCAGAGAAAUGUUUUUAUGUUCCUUGUCUCAUUGAGGUUAAAACUUCCAAGUACUAAUUACAGCUGAGCAGGUAACUUUGCAACAAGUUAGCUGCUUUCAAUAUCUAAACUCUUCCAAAUUAUGAUCAUGUUAUUGAGGCUUUUCAAAAUAAAAUAUUAUUUAUUCACUUCCUGUAAAUGCACCACUAUUUCUUUUGAUGUAGUUCAUGUACAAGUCUUUAUGUAGACUUUACAAUGCUUAAUUCAGUGAAAUGUGGUAUGUGAAACAAAGUUCAAACAUCUGUCAUACACUUCUCAAGUGUUGCCAUUAUCAUUUUUACUACAUGCUAGAUGGUUCAUUGAAUGUGUUCAAUUUUUGACAUAGAAUCAUUCCCCUGUGGUAAAACUAAAACUACAAGAAAUAAGUUUCUUUUUGAAAAGUACAUUUGAGUUAAAAAGUAUCAGUUUCAGACAUUAGGCAUUCAACUGCCUGUUGUGUAAAAUAGCAAUAAAUUUAAAAGUGCUCACCUACUAAAAGUGAAUCUAUAUGUAAAAUAAAAAAAGUGCACAAAAUCACUAAAGAACCAUUAAAGGCAAGCAGUAAAAUUACCUGCCGAUGAAACUAAAAGAAAAGAGAAAGGAAUGAGUAUUAUGGGGAAAUAAGGUGGGCUGAAACAUCUUCAUUUUCACUUCCAAUUCCAAGGAACAGUAUCCAAAGCAUGGUGUAACCAUUUUGGCGUUGGCUUCAUAUCAUUUCCAUAAACUGUUCCAAAUUAAAGAUGGCACAUUUCACUUAAUGAGCCUUGGCUGCCUCCAUGCUUCAUCUUUUGCACCAGUUCACCAUUACACCUUACAAAAGAAAAGGAAAUGCUUUAUGGGCUUUAUUCUUUUUCUCUUUUUAUCUUCACAACAAGAAGACAUAACUCUUGUUCUAGUAUUCCAAUUUUUAAACGCUCUUGCCAAGUACCUUUAUUACUAUAAAUACAACUUCAGUUUGUAAGUGUAUUCAACUUUGUUACAAGAGAAGACAUUCAUAACAUGGCUUCAGGAUGGUAAAAGCACCAUGAAGCAUCCGCCACAGGUGGUCAAGAAAAGAAAGCCCAGGUAUACAACGAAUUCCAACUUCAUUUUAGUCAAGAUAAUAAAAUUUUCUUUUGUUGAAGUCUGUUUGAAAAUGAUUACAAAGAAAAUAAAUGUUCCUGUUUUAUCACAGACAGUACUUGAAGCAGAAGCCCUAUUAAUGGUAAAUAAAUAAAGAAUUCUAAACAGAGGUCUUUGAAACCUAGGUGCCAAACAAAGUCCUGAAGGUGCCUGUCAAAGUCAGAGUUCCCAAUGAUAAAGAUACUAAGUUCGGUGAAGCCAAUUAUAAGGACGAACACAGAAUUAUUGCAUGUCCGCCAUGUCGCUACAUGGGAACAUCAUCAUCUUCUGGAAACACUGUGCCGGAGGUUCUGUGAUGUGAAUACUGGCACAGGCAGUGGUGGCAGUGUAGCACUGGCUCUAGAGCAAGUUCCUGAUGGGUAAAAUGUGAUGACAUCUGGCCCAGAAAGCCCACUAGGAAUGAAGAAACUGCUCAGGGCCCGAGCACUGGUCUAAAUACAGCACCAAGCAUAGGGAUGUAGCUUGUCUUACUUCCUGUCAUGUGGUCAGUAUAAGUAAAAUGUCUGUGGGGCCAGCACUUAGGUUGCCAUCUGGUGGCACCAAGUGAAGUGGCACAAUGAUUAGCUCUCUGGACUUGCAUUCAGGAGAAUGACAGUUCAAACCUGCCUCUGACCAUUGUUUACUGUGAUUUUCCUAAAUUGUUCAUGGCCAAUACCGGGAUGGUUCCUUUGAAGGAGCAUGGCCGAUUUCCUUCCCCAUCCUUGACACCAUCCAAGCUUGUGCUCUGACUCUAAUGACCUUGAUGUCGAUGGGGCAUUAAAUGUAAGCUCCCUCCCUCCCUCCCUAUGGUGGCUGUGUGGUGCAGUGCAGCUUUUGUAGAUCAUCUGCUAGGAAGCCAAAUGCCCGCAUAACUUGGAUGUAAUGUGUGUAACUGAGAGAGUAAAUGUAAACCCACCAUGGAGCACACUGCAUUCAUUGUGAAAUAAGUACUGCACUCUUGUAUAUUUUUUAAAAUUAAAUUCAUCUUCUGUGAACAUUAAUUGGUAAAUUAUCUUUGUGAAGUGUAUUUUUUUAAACAGUGAAAUUUUUGUGACAUCUAAUGAAGUAUUGAGGAGAUUAAUUAAUUAGUUUUAAUCAUAACUCAGUUAUCUUUGUCAGUGUCACUGUUUGUCUUGGUACCCACUAUUCUCUGCCACAUCUCACUUGUAAAGUUUCUGCUAACACUUUGAAGUCUAGCCAAUUAGAAAAAUUAUGGGCCCAGAUAUCUUGAAGAGCAAUACACACUAUAAAUAUCAAGCUGCAAGAUGUAUUUUUCAUCUUUAUUGAGUUCUGUAAUAUUGAAGCUGAUGAUGACAAAAGUAUAACUGUCCUUCCCAACAAAAAAAGAGUGGUGUGAGUUCUGUUAUAUGAAAAAGUCUGAAACAUUCUGGCAUGCAGAGAAGCACAUUGCAGUCAGGGCAAUACCAGCUUGUUUAUUUUCUGUUUGCUGUGCCUGUAGAUUGUUUAGUUUACUACAAAAAAAAUCCUGCAAACCCCUCUUGGAUGCUGCUUCACAUAAGUUGCAGGAAUUUUAUCUGGAAAGUGCCAUCCUAUAAGCCUGAUACUGAUAGUUGCACUAGUAACAGUUUCAAGAGCCAUUGUUGUGCCUUUCUGGAACAGUUUUUCUCCAGUUUCUUCAGACUAUUUGCACUUAGAUAUUUCUCUCUCCAGUCCAGAAUCAUUUAGUUCUUCCUGUAGAGUUCCAUAAUUGCUUACUCACUCAACCAGUGUGACUAUUUGCUGCAGAACAUCAAAAUCUAAUGAGUAAGUGCACAAAUCUCACAACAAUGCAAGCACACAAUACAUCAGUUGUGACAGCAGCUCUAACGUUUCCUACUGCAUCUAUCGAAGUAAAUCUAUAAAUUGACAACAGAGGGGACCACCUGUCAAAGAACAGGUAGUGAGAUGUCCUUACAUUGUGCUUGUACAAAAUUAAACCAGAUUUUGAGUGACAGGUGGCUUAAGCGUAGUGAAACAUUCCAGUCUUUUGAAUGCAGUGUAGUGGCCCAAGUUGUUUCUGGGCUUGGUUGCCAAAGUGUUAUCACUAUUUGGACAGUGUGCACGGAAUGUAAACUAUAUCUCACAGUAGUUACGAUCAUGUUAGAGAUCUUUAUAGUAGCAGUUAUGUUAAUCUCGGAAUAAAUAUUUCACUCUGCAGCAAUGUGUACACUGUAAUGAAACUUCUUGAUUUGUUAAAACAGAUCCCAGACUCAAAUAAGCUUCAUUGAACUUAUGGUGUAUUUCUAUGACCAUUUGAAAGUGAGACUCAUUAAAAAGGUAGUAUAGCAAUGUAACUACAAUCGUGGCCGUGGUUGAGCAGUAGAACAGCCGGCUGGGUUAUGUCAAAGUAAGAUCAUUAUGCACAAUAACACAGAACAUCAACAAUUACUGUACCUCAAAUACAAAGUGAAAAGCUGGGAAACUGUCUGGUGGAAACAAAAAUCUACAGAUUGUGUUGAAUAGUAAUAGGACUGUAGUUUAGUUUCACUCGCAUUUAACUACUAGUACAAAUGAAUGAAGUAAUUCUACACACACACACACACACACACA